Messenger RNA from Anguilla anguilla (European eel), 1448 nucleotides. RefSeq names its product claudin 15a (gene cldn15a). Bases 186 to 857 code for a protein of 223 amino acids. Gene Ontology annotation, biological process: bicellular tight junction assembly; cell adhesion. Lineage: Eukaryota; Metazoa; Chordata; Actinopteri; Anguilliformes; Anguillidae. Gene Ontology annotation, molecular function: structural molecule activity. Gene Ontology annotation, cellular component: plasma membrane; bicellular tight junction. The transcript has 5 exons. The record is from RefSeq and is a predicted model, not a curated record.
GGAGGGAAGAGAAAACCAUAAAUCAUUGAUCUUUUGCUCGCAGACCAACUUUGCAUUAGCAACAAAAUCCACAUAUAUAGAACAAGCACCAGCGAAUUAACCCACGGUCAACCCUGACUCUACCAACAGAAUAAAAAAGAGAAAGGCCAGGGGAUAGACAGGUGGCAUAACUUAAAAUUCGAACAAUGGACCCCGUUAUAGAAGUUGUUGGUUUUUUACUUGGUUUUUUGGGCUGGGUGAUGGUGGGGAUUGCUCUGCCGAACCGUUACUGGAAAGAAUCGACUGUGGACGGCAGCGUUAUCACAACUUCAACCAUUUACGAGAACCUAUGGAUGUCCUGCGCUUCAGACUCCACGGGUAUCCACGACUGUCGUGAAUUUCCUUCGCUGCUUGCCCUGUCCGGAUAUUUACAGGCGUCUCGCGCACUGAUGAUCGCUGCCAUAGUGAUGGGGACUUUUGGGAUUCUUGCGACAAUGGUAGGAAUGAAGUGCUCCAAAGCAGGAGGAGAAAAUUAUAUUCUGAAAGGCAGAAUUGCUGGCACUGGGGGUGUGUGCUUUUUGCUACAAGGUCUGUGUACUAUGAUUUCUGUGUCCUGGUACGCCUUCAACAUCACCCAGGAGUUCUUUGACCCGUUCUACCCCGGGACAAGGUUUGAAUUUGGGGAAGGUCUGUAUAUCGGGUGGUGCUCAGCUAUAUUAGCCAUCUGUGGAGGAUCAUGUCUGUUGUGUGCCUGCAAACUGGAGCAGUCUGAUGAUACUCCCUACAUGUACCAGCCUAACAAAGGCACAGUGUAUUCAGCAGCUGUCACAUCACAGAGGGGUGCCACCAGCCCAUAUGACAAGAAUGCGUAUGUCUGAAGGAAAGGCCUUACAAAUAUGCAUGGGUCAAUCACACCUGCUCUGCAUGAACCAGACAAAAACCGCCAGCUGUACACCUAGUUGAUAUUGUUCAAUUAGUCCACAUCACAUUUUUUGGAAAAAAAAAGUCCCUUAUUGACAAAUAUAUUAUUUUUUUUAUAUACUAAAAAAAAAACUUAAUAAAAACUGAAAAAACAAACAAACAAAACAACAACAACAACAACAAAAUAUAAAUAAACAGUUUGUUAUGUUGUAUAGUUGCACUGCAAAAGAAUGAUAUGACUUGGUCUCAUAUCUUUAAAGUUUACACAAACUGUAAUUUGCAGAUUCAUGUUUUGAUAGUUUCAUGUUUUCAUCUUUGGUAGCCUAGUACAAAGGGAAAUCCAUACACAAAUCUUAAUAACUUUGAAGGAAUUGAUGAGUGUACAUGGCAAAAUAAUUCCAAUCCAAAGGUGUAUCAUUUAAUAUAUGUCUUGCUAUGUAUUAUCGUUUUGUUUCAUACUUGUUUUAAAUAUUGCUCUCAAUUUACACACCUAGAGAGUCUGGUCUUUAAGAGGCUUAAGGUCAAAAUAAAGGAAUGUUCAAACUUUG